GAUAACGUUUCAACUAAAGCAUUAAAGUAUGGCUUGGCUAACGAAGCAGUAGCCUUAAAUCAAUACAAGGAAAAGCACAUGGGAAAAAACAUCAGACGUUGUGGCCUUUUUAUUGAUCCUAAAUAUCCCUUUCUUUGUACUUCGCCAGAUGGAUUGAUAGACGAAGAUGGAUUACUUGAAAUAAAAUGUCCUUAUACAGCCAGAUUCUCAGCAGCAGACUUGUCAGACUUUUUCAGCAAGCCUAAUUCUGUUGGUCUUCGGAUGGAUGCUGAUAAUAAUCUUUAUUUACCGAAAAGCCACAAAUAUUAUUUUCAAAUUCAAGGGCAGUUAGCCAUAACAGAGAGGAAUUGGUGUGAUUUAUAUAUAUGGUGCAGAGAAGAUGCAAUCACAUUAAGAAUACCCGAAGACAAAACUUUCUGGAUCAGUUUAGUUCCAAAACUCGAAAAAUUUUACGUGAAUUGUAUUCUUCCUGAGCUUGUUGAUCCAAGAGCACCAAGAAAAAUGUCUCUUAGAGAACCGAAGUAUAUUGUUGAUGCUAGAGCACAGAAUGAGAAACAAAAACAGGCCACUGCUUCUGUAAAACAAACACAAGAAAAAAGAGAAAUUGAAAUUUCAGAAGCAGAUAAAAUUAUUUCAUCUCCUAGAAAGAAUGCAGGAGAGAAAAGAAUCAGGAAACCAAAAAUUAUUUUUGAUUUGUAAUCAGUAACAAGCCAAG
This is a messenger RNA of Stegodyphus dumicola, 715 nucleotides long. RefSeq lists its product as uncharacterized. The record is from RefSeq and is a predicted model, not a curated record. Lineage: Eukaryota; Metazoa; Arthropoda; Arachnida; Araneae; Eresidae.